Messenger RNA from Carcharodon carcharias (great white shark), 3867 nucleotides. RefSeq names its product F-box/WD repeat-containing protein 11. NCBI's taxonomy places the organism in Eukaryota, Metazoa, Chordata, Chondrichthyes, Lamniformes, Lamnidae. The record is from RefSeq and is a predicted model, not a curated record. Bases 8 to 1696 code for a protein of 562 amino acids. Gene Ontology annotation, molecular function: protein dimerization activity. The transcript is spliced from 14 exons.
GAUCGAUAUGGAGGCGGACUCAGUGAUCGAGGAUAAAACUAUCGAGCUGAUGUGUUCUGUGCCCAGGUCUUUGUGGCUAGGCUGCUCCAACCUGGUAGAGAGCAUGUGCGCACUGAGAUGCCUGCAGAGCAUGCCCAGUGUCAGAUGUCUCCAGAAUACAUCUGGUAUGGAGGAUCAGAAUGAAGACGAGUCUCCCAAGAAGAAUACAGUAUGGCAGAUCACUAAUGGACCCCCUUCUAUGAUCGUCUCCAGAAAGCGACCUUCAGGAAAUUACGAGAAAGAGAAGGAUUUGUGUAUUAAAUAUUUUGACCAGUGGUCUGAAUCUGACCAGGUGGAAUUUGUGGAGCACCUAAUCUCCCGGAUGUGCCAUUACCAGCAUGGACAUAUUAACUCCUAUCUGAAGCCCAUGUUGCAGCGAGACUUCAUCACUGCUUUACCAGCCCAAGGAUUGGACCACAUAGCAGAGAACAUCCUAUCAUACCUGGAUGCCAAGUCACUGUGUGCUGCUGAGGUGGUGUGUAAAGAAUGGCAGCGGGUGAUUGGCGAGGGCAUGCUGUGGAAAAAGUUGAUUGAGCGGAUGGUGCGCACCGACCCGCUGUGGAGGGGGCUUGCAGAGAGGAGGGGCUGGGAACAAUAUCUGUUUAAAAAUAGGCCUGCUGAUGGCCCGCCAAAUUCAUUUUACAGAGGAUUGUACCCAAAGAUUAUUCAGGAUAUAGAGACCAUAGAAUCCAACUGGAGGUGUGGGCGACAUAACCUUCAAAGAAUCCAGUGUCGAUCAGAGAAUAGCAAAGGAGUUUACUGUCUACAAUAUGACGACGAGAAAAUAAUCAGUGGUCUGAGAGAUAACUCAAUCAAAAUUUGGGACAAACAGUCGCUGGAGUGUUUGAAGAUACUAACGGGUCACACAGGCUCUGUGCUGUGUCUGCAGUAUGAUGAGCGAGUCAUUGUUACUGGGUCUUCAGACUCUACUGUAAGGGUCUGGGAUGUUAAUACGGCAGAGGUUUUGAACACGCUAAUUCAUCACAAUGAGGCAGUGUUGCACCUUCGUUUCAGUAAUGGACUGAUGGUCACAUGCUCAAAGGACAGAUCUAUAGCUGUGUGGGACAUGGCCUCUCCGACUGACAUCACUCUGCGGAGGGUGUUAGUUGGCCAUCGGGCAGCAGUCAAUGUGGUAGACUUCGAUGACAAAUACAUUGUAUCAGCGUCAGGUGAUCGAACUAUUAAAGUGUGGAGCACAAGCACUUGUGAAUUUGUACGUACUUUGAAUGGCCAUAAGCGUGGAAUAGCGUGCCUUCAGUAUCGAGACCGACUGGUUGUCAGUGGCUCCUCAGACAACACUAUCAGGUUGUGGGACAUCGAAUGUGGUGCCUGUCUGCGGGUCUUAGAAGGGCAUGAGGAAUUAGUCCGAUGCAUUCGAUUUGACAACAAAAGGAUUGUUAGUGGAGCUUACGAUGGCAAAAUCAAAGUAUGGGACUUGCAAGCUGCUCUCGAUCCUCGAGCUCCUGCAAGUACUUUAUGUCUACGCACUUUGGUGGAGCACUCUGGCCGGGUAUUUCGACUGCAGUUCGAUGAGUUUCAGAUCAUCAGUAGUUCUCAUGACGAUACCAUUCUGAUCUGGGAUUUCCUGAAUGUGCCAUCAAGUAACCAGAACGAAACACGUUCUCCAUCGAGGACGUACACAUACAUCUCCAGAUAACGGAAUACGUGGCCACUACCUGGAGCAGGGGCUGGAAUUACUACUGGAUAUUGGCUAUAUGGAGCCUGAAGAUGACUAUGCUCAAAGAGCCAUGUUUAGUUGUGGUGACCUGGUUUCUGUGGAUGUGGAUAGAUUGAAGCCAGCAAGCUAUCAGUACAGUACAUUAUGCGUUCCCCCCCUCAUCCCCCCCACCAACACCCCAAGAAUCUAUCUCUCUUGCUCGCACACUCUUCCCCUGCCCCAUCGCGUGCUCUCCCCCUGCCCCAUCGUGCGCUCUCCCCCUCUCUCUGCCCCUGUGUUUCCUUUACUCAGAGGAUUCUGAAAUGACAUUUACAGCAGAACUUGCAUUUGAGGAGCCUAGCCAUCUGCCAUACUAUGUACAGAAAAGAAGAGCAGUCUCUGUUUCCCAAAGCUAAGUGUUUCACAAAUGGGUUCUUCUAAAUGGACAGGCUGCCAAACCUUUGAUUGGAGGAAGGAUUUGGCUCAUUCAGUAUCGCUUUGCACUUUGCCCUGAGGAAAGGGGAUGAAGAAGUCAUUUUGUUGGGACAUUUGUUUCUUUGUUUAGGUGCCAUAUUAUUCCAGAACAACAAGCAGAAUUUCUCAAAGCUUUGGUAUGUAUUAGGAAGCAUCAUUCUCUCAAAACCUGUGAAGAGGCCUCUCAGUUUGGUUGCCUUUCUCACUUUCAUUCAGAUUACAAAUGGAUGCACGUUCUAUACAAGGAAACAGUGCAUUGAAUGAAUUCCUAAAGUUUGAGCUUUUUGGAAAAGGGGGUUUCUUUUUUAAUAUAUAUACAUAUAUAUAUAUAUAUAUAUAUAAAAUAUUUAUAUAUAUAUAUACAAAUAUAUAUAUUAUUAACAGUAAAUAGAAGUGUUAGCUGCUUAUAUACAAAGAUUACAUGCAAUUCGAGCUGUGUCGAAUGUAGCUAGUUGUAUAUAACGUCGUGUGUUGAUUGUAUAGUAACCUAUUUGAACCUUCUCAUGGGAUUUUUGUUUUCUUUCCCCAAAUGUUCUUGAAACUAAUGGAGGGCUAUAUUGCACUAACUGUGAAAAGCAUGUAUUUAUGCAUAAUUGCUGUGUCCCUUCCCCUUUCAAACCAAUGUCACUACUGUGAUUUAAAGCAAAAUGCAUUCUCAUCCCAGGUCAUUAACAUUACUUCUCUGAUCCUUUCAAAGAUUUUUUUAAAGCAGAAUAGCCCUGUUGAAAUUUUAAUUUAUGUAACACAGCCAGUGAAUUUUGAAGACAACUUGAUUUAAUAAGAGAGGCUGUUUCUGGGGAACCCCCCCCACCCACCUAUUGGUAUAUAGUUAGGUGCAGUUCUUGGCCCAAUUAUUUGUUGAAUAACUUGUGUUUUUGUACAUAUUCCAUAUCCUUGUGUUUUAACCAGACGUGGUCAUCUGCUACCUAUCUGCCAAGACAAGCUUCAGAUUAUAUAGAAAUGUUUCUUCCUCUUCCCCACAUCCUUCAAACAAAAAGAAACAUGAUUUACUGGAGCACACAUUUUGUAAAAGUGAAAGCUUUGUUUUAAGACAUCUCAACUAACAGUAUCUUUGCACAAGCAGUUACCUGUAAGUAUUGCCUCUAUGGUUUAUGUGUAUAUCGAAAACUGGCAUCUAGGAUAUAACAUUGUCACAGCCAAAGCUGAGAUUCUGUAGUGUGUUUUUUCUCUAUCCCUCCCCCUGAGAAAGGGGUUCAGCUGCUUGUGUUUUACACGUUGAGACACAAGGCAUGCAGUCACACAGAGUUGGUGUCUUCUUUGUGUUUAGGUGUAUAUUUUGUAAUGCUUUAAUUUAAAGACCUGUUUAAAAGUCCUGUGCCCAGUAUGUCACUGCAAAGGAAUUUUUUCAGUUGUCAGCUGCAGAACCAUGUAGCAGGAAUGCGAGGAUCUGAGGAUUAAGGAGCUCUUUUGACAUUGGCUGUACUCUGCGAGUAUGCUUACUGCUCACAGCUGUGGACCCUAUUAAGGGACAGUACGACUGCUCUGGAAGCGCUGGGAUGCGAUGAUUAUAUCAUGUAAUUAUGUUUGAAACCUCUGAACCCUGCCUACUUUCCAGUGGAAAUAAGUACGUGUGUCUCGACAGUUCAUAAAGACUGUUAUAAAUGUACAGAAAAUUGUUUAUCAGUUUAAGCUUUUAACGUGGAAUGUGCUUAAUAAAUUACUUCAGUUACAAAAUA